Molecule: messenger RNA, 1050 nt
Organism: Cladophialophora bantiana CBS 173.52
Lineage: Eukaryota; Fungi; Ascomycota; Eurotiomycetes; Chaetothyriales; Herpotrichiellaceae
Exons: 6
Coding region: 1-1050 (349 amino acids)
Biological process (GO): protein folding; response to endoplasmic reticulum stress
Cellular component (GO): endoplasmic reticulum
Molecular function (GO): protein disulfide isomerase activity
Source: RefSeq, a predicted model, not a curated record
AUGGAUACCAAGAUGCUCUUCCGAAUAUGGGUAGCAGUCCUCUACCUCAUCAAUAUGUGCAAGGCUGAGCUCAACUACUCCGAUGCCCAAACCCUAAAUGCCCUUGUAUCAGCAUCCUUGAGCAAAAACAACAUUGUUAUUGGUGUCUUUUGUCUGCCCUGGUACGAGCAAUGCGAAAUUCUGCGCCCUGAAUUGGAGCUAGUCCUUGAGGCCUUGCGACCAUGGCCGUCCGCCAAAUUACUACUGAUCAAUUGCGAGGUGGAAUCGGAUGCUUGUUCUUCUUAUAGAAUAACUUCCUAUCCUACUGUUCGACUCUUUCACGGCCCGAAACAGAUUCGAUAUCGAGGCAAGUUCCGGGCUUCUUCCAUUACUACCGAAGUUCUCAAGACUAUUCUGCCACCGGUUUCCCGUUCUAAUAGGCAGAUUUUGGACACAUUAAAGUCGUUGGACAUCCCGCUGCUCCUGUUCACGGAAUCUGAAGAUGACACUUCCCAGUCGUCGACCGUGAUAACCCAGGUCGCUGAAAAACUUCACGGCAAGCUUUUCGUCACGACCACCCACGACUUAACUCUGGCUGAAGAAGAAGGCGCCAAACUACCCUUUAUAGUCGUCUUGAAUUCCCUCGACGAAGUCAAGCCGGUGUACCAGGGCAAGGUUCAAAUCGAACCUAUUCUCAAAUUCGCAGAAAUGGCCUCAACGCCACUCAUCGGCAGAUUGGACCUGAAGUCUUACAUAAAAUACACACAGUCCGGAUUACCCCUUGCUUUUAUCCUUGCCGGGAUAGAUGAAGAGAGAAGGGCCCUCGCCGAAUCGCUUAAGCAUAUUGCUCUCAACUAUAAAGGCAGAGUUAACUUUGUAACUGUGGAUACAAAGAGUCUGUCCUUCUUACUCGAGCCUCUUGGUGUGGAUGGCAGACGCCUUCCGGCUUUCGCACUGCAUCGUGGUGACAACGAUGAGGUGUUUGUAUACGAUCAGAACCGCAAGGUCAAUGCAAAAGAUGUUGAAGUAUUCAUGCAAAGAACGCUGAAUUGGCCGGACAAGGAACUAUGA